GUACAACAUCAAGUCUAUUGUUGCAGUACAAUCAAGUACAACAUCGAGUCCAUUGUUGCAGUACAAUCUAGAACAACAACAAGUCCAUUGUUGUGGUUCAAUCGAUUACAACAUCAAGUUCAUUGUUGUAGUGCAAUCUGGAACACCAAGUCCAUUGUUGCAGUACAAUCUAGAACAACAUCAAGUCCAUUGUAGUACAAUCUUGUACAACAUCAAGUCCAUUUUUGUAGUACAAUCUAUUACAACAUCAAGUUCAUUGUUGUAUUACAAUGCAGUCUUGAUUAUAUUAUUACAACAACAGCUAAAAAUAUUAUUGUAUUUCUUAUAGUCCUUGUAGAAAUCCAUGAAUUUAUUCCUUGACCAUGCCCUCAC
This is a messenger RNA of Owenia fusiformis, 372 nucleotides long. The record is from the annotation of a GenBank genome assembly. NCBI's taxonomy places the organism in Eukaryota, Metazoa, Annelida, Polychaeta, Sabellida, Oweniidae.